AUGAAGGCGGCACUACGCAAAAUUCCUGCUUGUCAGCGAUGUCACCUGCGGAAGAAGAAGUGUGACUCCAACUUGCCGGCGUGUUCCAACUGUGCCAGUGUCAAUUCUGAGUGCUUGAACUUUGAUAAGAUAUUGGGGAGGCCAAUACCGAGACAUGUGCUUAUAACACCGCUAGAACGCUCUGAAAGUGGCUCGAAGAACUAUGCCACAGAAAUUGCUCUGGAUUUGGCUGCAGAUCGGCCUAGUUUAGACGAGUUGGAUGAAGAAAAGAGGAGUUACGGAUCCCCAGCCUCAGAUCAGCUGGGUCAGAGUAGCGAAAACGGCCGGAAACGGCACAAAACAGACCUUCGGCAGAGCAACAGUACUAACUACGAAACGUUUGACGACGUCAAUACGUUUUCGAUGAGUGUCAACACCAUGUUCUCCGGCCCGGACAAUACGGCCAAUGUGAUCGAUCGGAAUCUCGAAAAUGAAAUGAACGAAUAUGAUUCGAGUACCACGCGAGGCGUCAGAGAAGAAUUCAUAGCCAAUGAGGUGAAGGCAGUGGUAAAGCUUGAAAAUGACGUUCUCAGUGCUUAUCACAAGAAUAUCGUUCGGGACCAGGCCACAGACAUCUCAGCAUAUGAGAAACCUUUAAUGAUGAGGAUUUGCAAGAGAUACUUCACGUGGAUGAACAGCUCUUACCCCGUGAUGCAUGAGAUCUUGACUUAUGAUCUUCUUGAAAGAUGUUGGGGAGGUGAAGCAUCCACAUUAGACUGGUUCCAAAUGAAAAUGUUGAUCGCUAUCGCGCUAGGAUCCAUCAACAGACCCUACAUCUCCCAUUCUGAGAUUGGCCAGGUUUCCAAGAUGUUCUGGAAGUCUGCUAUGACACUCUUUGGCCGUGCCAACACUGGGCUUGCUUCGCUAGAAAAUUUGCAGAAUGUACUCUUGCUAUUACAGUACACUUUGCUAGUGCCAGAAACAGGAAGCUUAUGGCAGCUUUCCGGAACAGCCAUGCGCUUUGCUACCGGUAUGAGUCUCUACCUUGAGCCCACUCCAUCACAGAAGUUUGAUCCUUUAACGUUGGAUUUACGGCGAAGAAUGUUCUGGACCUGCUAUUGCAUUGACAGAACCCUAAGUACUGUGAUGGGUCGCCCUGCUACCGUUCCAGAUUCGUGGAUCACGGCAAAGCUUCCAUCCAUUUAUGAAGACAAACUUAUCACCACCAAAUCAAUCACGCCAGGCCCUGCGUGCAAUCUCAAGGUGGCCAUGGUGGUCCACGUUGGAAUUUGUCGACUCCAGUCAGAGAUACAUUCCCGGCUCUAUGGCCCAGUGGUGAGUCCUGAUGAAAUCGAUGUAGAGGCGCAGACUACAUGGACUUGGCAGAUGUAUGAUCAGUUGAGGUUUUGGCGAAACUCACUAGUUCUUCCUACGCCAUUAAUCAUGAAAGAAUGGACUGACUUCCAAUUCCAUCUACUGGUGGUUUUGCUCUUGCGGCCGCUGCCUAACAGGCCCAAUCCAAGUGACGAGGAGUUGCAUGUGGCAUUCCACUCUGCCGGAGAGGCUAUGAAACUUGUCAAGACAAUGCAUCGAGACCUGCUGGCAGAGUUUUCGUGGCUCACCGUCCAGAAUCUAUUCAUGUGCGGGUUGACUUUCAUCAACUCGCUUCGAGAGUUCUCCAACAGAACGCCCCCCAAAUCCCUCUGUGUUUCCUUCGUCGAUAUCGUUCUACAAGUCCAAGCAUGUACUUCGAUGCUCGAAACGCUUUCGGCAUUGAAAGUUGGAGGUGACGAUAAGAUGCGGAAUGUUUUCGAGGUGGCUUCCUCCAACACACUUCACGAUGUAGUGAAGAACUUUUCCAGUCUGAGAAAUGCUGGACUGUGUCACUGGGAAUUGCUCGCGAGGUCAAACAAUCUUCUGUUGCAGCGACCAGUGGAAAUUGACAAGAUCAGCGUUCCAAUCCAGAAUCAGUCACUUCUCGAACCGUUUGGAGGUGACGAUCCUCGCUAUUACGACUAUGAUGAGAAUCAUUUCUAUCUUCAUGAUACUGAUGCGCAGGUGUCUGGCCAGGAUGCCAGUCCCCACUUGUUAGUUCCGGAUGGGGAAGAGUCGUACUUCAAGGUGUCUAUCUCGCAGAGGAAUUCCAGCGAUACGGAAGUCACUAACACAAUCUUUGGAAUGGAUGGAUUGGCUGCCAUUUCGACCGUUGCAUCCGAAGCUGAGCCAUUGGUGUCUGCUUUAGCAGACUAUGCUGCUGUUCUGGAUCAAACCACGGAGUUGGAACGAUACUUUCUUUAUCCGAUAUGA
Sungouiella intermedia is the source of this 2286-nucleotide messenger RNA. Lineage: Eukaryota; Fungi; Ascomycota; Pichiomycetes; Serinales; Metschnikowiaceae. The record is from the annotation of a GenBank genome assembly.